CCGGCCUCAGCCGGCGCACCUGGCGGAGGAGGAACCUCGCGACGCGCUCUCGGGCAUCGGUUUCUCCCAGCAAAGCUUGGAGGGUUUAGCUGCGCGGAGAGCUCAGCGAGCUCUUCUGUGUCUGUUUGGGGCGUGUGGGCUCCGGGAGCGUGAGGACCGGGAAGCUAGGAGGCUCCUUCCCUUCUGGCGGCUCCCUCACUGAGACCGGGCGGUUUGGUUGCGGGGGAAGUGGAGACGAGCCACCCUUGACCUUUGACUGCAAGAACUCACCUUGAGCAGGAUAGAGGCACGUGGACGGUGACCCUCGGGAUGCAAUAAAUGCUGAGACAGAUCAGGUGUGCAAGGCACAGAGCUAGAGGCCAGAGGCCUUUCUUCUCCAACCUUCAGUCACCUCUUUUUAAAGUGAAGCCAGCAUCCUCCUCGGGGUUUACUGUGAAAAUUAAGUGAGCUGACGCGUGCUGUGUUUUGAUGUUGCUUGGCUCCUACAAACAUUGAGUGGGCCAGACACUGUUCUGAAAAAUACGCAGUCGACUUUUGAACAGCACAGGCUUGAACUGCAUGCGGCCACUAAUACUCGGACUUCCUUCUGCCUCUGCCAUCCCUAAGACAGCAAGACCCACCCCUCCUGCUCCUCAGCCUACUCGAUGUGAUGAUGGAGCAACGUUCCUGCUACCACUUUCCUUGAACCUCACUUUUCUUGGAAGACUUCCCUGACUGCUCCCAGGUUGGGUCAGGGGCCCAUCUGAGAUCCCGAAGCACUGAGCACAUUGUGAUGUCACUGUCUUCAUCACCCGGACUCCCUUGGAGCCAGGCACUGGCUUAAUCCUAUCUCCAUUUCCCCUGUGCCCAGCACAUAGUUAGUGCUCCAGAUGAUGGGAGACUCAAUGGAGAGACACGUGAGUGGAUGGAUGUUUUGCUGAAGGCAUCCAAUGUGGCAGAACCGGCAGCAGCAAACUGAUUCUGUCUGGAAUUUGGAAGCCAGGGAGGAACAGCCUCGAAUGGACAGGAUGCAGAGAUUCAGAGAGUCUAAGCAACUUUUCUAAAUCAUCUAGCUGGAAUUCAGUAACUGAGCCAGGAUCUACCCCAGGUCUGUCUGACUCCAAAGCCUGUGUCUUCCAGCACACACUGCUGCUGCCUGGGCAGGAAUGUGGAUAUGAUGUCUGGAGCUCUAGCAACCAUAUCAGACCACAAGGAUGAAUGUACACCCCAGGAAUGGAAGAGAGGAAAGCCAGAAAAAGACUCGGUCCCUGAUGGCUGAAGAGCUACCAUACCUGCCCCUAGAUCUUCUAUUUCUGAUCAUCUUCUAUGCAAGGGGAAUGAUGGUGGUCAAAGAAGCCAGGUAACCCACAGAUCCCAGUACCCACAGAUCCCGGAAACAGCCCCUCCAAACCACGGAGCGGAGUGAAGGAGGCAGUGUCCAGAUCGCAGAGGGCUUUCAUGCCCACUUUCUCCCAACGGCCUUACAAAUGACCCUGGCAAGGCAUGCAUUCACCCAGGUCAGAGCUCAAUAAAUACUUGUGGUGUGAGUAAAUGAGCCCCAGGUUAUAACUGGGGAAAUUGAGGCCAGGAGAAACCAGGUAAAGUCAUAAAGAAGAGCCAGAACCCCACGACCAGUCAUCUGAUGCUCCCUCCACCCCAUCACCCCUCAAGGGCCUCUGCAGGCAGCAGUUUAAUCUGAAGCAAAUCCUAAAAUAGUCCUCAAGAAGAUGAGCACAUCCCAGCUCUAAUUCGCCCUCCAAGUGCCUCGAAAGAUCUUUUCUAACAAAAACACAGAAAUGAUUUUUACAAUCCAACCAACCAUCAGCUCCAUGAACCUUGAGAGAGACGGGAAGGCAGCCGCAACCUCUGCGAACUGAAAUGUAUUGUCAGAAGGAUGUAAUUACAAGUAUUUAUGUACACUGAUUCUGAACCAGAGAAUCCCGGGAUGGCUCUGGGGCCAAAAAAAAAAAAAAAAAAAAAGAGAGAGAAAGAGGGAGAGAGAAAAAAAAGGCUUAAAAACUCCUGACAAUGAGCAAUUCUUCAUGGAACAAAACUAUUACAAUAGCCAGCCUUUGAUCUUGCCCGUCUCCUGUUGCCAAUUGUAUUUUGUCACCAUUGGACUGUCACCCGCGAGGGAGCACUUUUGAAUUAAGCAGUCUACAGCAAUUUAGUCUGCACUGGCUUUGAAGUGCCAACAUCAGUCAGGCCAGGACUAACUUUUUUCAUUAAAAAUUUUUCAGCUUCUCUAAGGGAGCUUUUUGCCUUUUUUUUUUUUUUUUUUAAGCCUGCCGGGACAUUUAGAUAAGUUGAGCCUCCAACCCGUGGCCCCAAGACAUCAAAAGGCGCGGGGUCCAGUAAUGCUGGAGGCAGCCAUCACUAAGCCCUAAUGGAGUGCUUCAUUAAGAUCGCUUCAAAGGCCCCCGUUUACAGACUCGGAGAUUGACUAAUUUACACAUUGUGGGAAAAUUGCUACCAGCUCUGCCCACACCCCAGCAGGGGGAGAGACGCCCUCUUUCUUUGAAAGGCAAGAACUGCAAAAGGCCCCUCUAAUUGCAGACUGGCCUUUACAAGGGAAAAACCCAGGCCCUGCCCUAAAUUUUGCAUUCGGCUGCCUUAGCACUCUGCGUCCUCGCACCGACCCUGGGGUCCUGUUUGUCCGGAGACAGCGUGGCACCAACCCAGCUGUGUGUGCUUUGGAGCUGGAUACUCCUAAACACGUUUGGGUUUGAACUCCAGCUCUGAUCCUGCCAGCGAGGAGCCUUAGAGCAAGUGACUUAACCUUCUGGGCCUCAGUUUCCCUCAUCUGAAAAUGGGCGUGAUCAAGUCACCUCCCAGGGAUAUUUUCGAGGAUGAGAGGUAAGGACGGCAGGAGAAGCUCAAUGUGCUGGCUACUUUUACCUUAGCGUAAACAUAUAAGAGAGCGAAAAGGCAUCCCUGAAACUGAAGCCAUGUUUUCACAAGCUGUCUUCACGGCUUAUUGAUUAUUUGAGAUGUUUGCACACAGACUGGGGCAUGAGGUCCAUAGAUAGGUGCGGGUCAGGCCCGUGGCUGUUUUGAGAACUGUGUUAUGUGGCCUCAAUGGCAGCACGUAACAGCAUCAAUUCAUCUAUUAAUAGUUUUCCUUUGUCGUAAAAGCAAGUUGGGAAGGGCGUGAUGAGGCGAGCUCUCUGGGAUGCUGUCAUGUGGAUUCACCCACGGGUCUGAAACCAGGGCUGGCUAUGGAAGGUUGGUCACCAGAGGCCCUGUGGGAAAAGCACCAAGCUCAGGGUGCAGUCACCCUUCCAGUCUGGCUCUGUCCCCAACGUCCUGAGCAACACCAACCAUGCCGCCUGUCCUCUCUGGUCAGCAGGGUUCUCCUGGGACUGAAAGGGCAAGGCCUAGGUAUGCCCAAAGCCUCCUCCCCAGCCUGAUGACUCGGGGUCUUCACCCCGCUUGAGGCCUCAGCAUCUCUGGGACCUUGUGAGAGAUGCAUGUUCAUAGGCUGCCCGGCCCUCCUGAAUGGGAAUCUGCAUUUGGAAUGAUCCCUGGUGAUUCGGGCACACAGUAAAGUGGAGGAGCUCUGCCCCAAUGCUUCUUUGGCCCAGGAAAACACAGUGAUGCUUGUUUCCUCAGGGGAUCCAGCCCGGUGACUUUGGCCUGGGAAGUCAUGAUUUUUGGGACUAACAGCCUGGCAGGCCCCUUGCCUACCACCCAACUGGGACUCAUUGUGUUUACAUCAGUGUCAUGCAGCUUUACUCUCUAGGGUCAUGUGGGGUCCCAAGUGAGGUAAAGGAAACUGCUGCGUCAUUCAUCGAGCACCUACUGUGUUCAGGCAUCCUGCUGGGUGCAGCGCACCUGGUAAGUAACUGAGAUUGUGAGUCAUUUGGUCUUUUGGUUGAGUCAUUGAGGAAGAGAUUGAGUGACUGGCCCAGGGUCACACAGUCAGUGAGUGGCCUCCUUCCAAGCACCCCCUGCACCACCCCCUGCACCAGGCUGCACAGAGGAAUCCCAGGGUGCCCAUUUCUGGAGGUGCCCCCCCGAAGAGGCUGGUUAGAUGGGGACCCAAGGGGAGGCCUGAACUGCCACGUCCUCCGGUAUUGUCCCCUUCCCCUCUACUUUCUAUUUGCCCAUCUUCCUAAUUAGAGGGAAAAAAUCUACACUCACUUCCUCUAUUCAACCUUUCACUUAAAAAAAAAAAAUGCAACUCCCACCCCCCUGGUUCCCAGCCUCGAAGGGAAGCCACCCUGGCCAGGGGCAAGCAUCGCAGCAAACCACUUAGCAAACCGCAAAUUUCAGAGGCCUCGUCACAUCUGCAUUUUAUCAGCUUUUUCCGGAUAGUAUUACCCCGAGCAAUUGUCUGCAGAUCGGCCGACAGCUGAGACGUUCAAGCUCUGAAUUACGGAGAAAGGGCCGGAGAUAAAGCCGAGCACAUGUAUCCCAUCAAAGUAAUGAAAGCCGCCUGCCGCCAGGACGCCCUGCUGCCUCCUUCCUAGCCGCCCUGCCGCCCCGCAGGAAGGCUGAUUAACCCUUGCGAGGCAGGGGAAGAAGAGCAGCGGUCAUCCAAUACUCAGGCUAAUCAGGGUCCCAAGAAUGGGAGGGAGGCAGAGGGGGUGGGCCGGAAAGAACAGCCAUCGCAGAGGGCCACUCUGACCUCAGGAUUAGACCUGCUGCAUUUCCUGUCACAGGACUUUGGUGGGACGGCAAAAAGGUAGAUGAAUAAAGGACUUGGUGUCCACAAGGUCCCAGAGACACUGCCUGGGUAUUAAGCAUUCCUAGAGGAGUGAGGGCAAGCAGUUUCCUGUGAGUAAGCCUUGCCUUGCUGUGAACGGAUGCCAUGUUUGCAAGAGUUGGUAAUAAUGUUUGCUGAGCACUUACUGUGGACUGGGCACCUUUGUUCCCCUUGCUUCCUGUCCCACCCCAUGGUGUGCUAUGCCUGGAGCUCACUGCAUUGAACUCCAGUGUCUCCUAGUGAGCGGUGGAUGCCAGGAUGUCCCCAGUCCUCUGCUCCCAUGACCAAUGCUACUUGGGUAUCCAUGUUCUGCUCUUCUAGGGGCCUAUGUGACAACUUCCCUGGCAUCCAUACCUCCACAGCCCAGAGUGGGGUCUCCGGGAUGUGAGCUGUACCCAGGCCUAACUUACGUCCGGACUGACCAGCACGCCUUCAGAAAGACUCUCAGGUUUACAGUACACGAGAGUGCACAGCUCUCCAAGACAUUCCAAGCAAUGUUACUUCAUCGACUUAUGGAAAUUUGCCUUUCUCAUAGUAAGUCUAAAGCAACGCUGCUGCUUUAAAAACUACCAGUCCUUUUUGCUGAGGAGUUCGAACAUCUCGUUAUCCUUGUUAACCGUUUAGACCUCUCUUCUGCCUUUCACAACCUGUGGCUAUUUUUCUAUCAGAUCUUUGAUGUUUUUCUUAUUGUUUGGUAAGAGUUCCGUGUAUAUUCCAAGUAGUCGCCACUCACCAGUUUGACUCUUUGCAGCAGCAUCCCGUGAGUCCUCUGUCUGCUGCCGUGGCCGGCGGUGCCCUGGGUGGACGGGAAUCCUUAGUUUUCACGCAGUCCAAUUCUUCAUAUUUGUCUCCUUCUGUCUUGUGCUCUUAGGGUCUUUUGGAGUAGAGUCAUUCCUUUUUAGGCACAAAGAUAUCUCCUUAUGCUUUUUUGAUUGGCUUUAUUAUUUUAGCAUUCACAUUUAGGCCCGUAAUCCAUCUGGAGCGCACCUUUUUUUUUUUUUUUUUUUUUUUUGAGACGGAGUCUCGCUCUGUCGCCCAGGCUGGAGUGCAGUGGCGGGAUCUCGGCUCACUGCAAUCUCCGCCUCCCGGGUUCACGCCAUUCUCCUGCCUCAGCCUCCCGAGUAGCUGGGACUACAGGCGCCCGCCACUACGCCCGGCUAAUUUUUUGUAUUUUUAGUAGAGACGGGGUUUCACCGUGUUAGCCGGGAUGGUCUCGAUCUCCUGACCUCGUGAUCCGCCCGCCUCGGCCUCCCAAAGUGCUGGGAUUACGGGCGUGAGCCACCGCGCCCGGCCGGAGCCCACCUUUUGAAAGGCUUAAGGAAGAGAUUAUCCAUUUUUAUUGAAGUAAGACAGCUCUGUCUGAUGCAGCAUGCUGUUGGCUUAACUGGACCUUUGAUUUCCCAGCAGGGACCUCAGCUUGCUCUGGGGCCUUGUCCUGCACCCCAGGUUCCCCAUCAAUGUCUUGGGGUGGGGAGCAUCACUUAAAGUCUCAUUUCCCUGCCACCUUCUCCACUUCCAUAAGCUGCUGCAUAGGUUUGGACAUCUUCUCUCUGUUUUGUAUUCAACCACAAUACACACAAACUAAAGGAGGCCAAGAUGAUAGAAGAUGGUUCUGCAGUUAGGACCCCUCCCACCCACCUUCAACCCAGCAUUGCAGCCUCGUGUGCAUCCUUGCCAGGGAUCUUUGCCAUUGCAGAUCCCUCUGCUGUGAGGGCUUUUCUUUCUUCAGUCCUUCCCAUCUGAUUGGCCAUCUCUCCCCUCAAGAGUCAGCUCAUUUGUUCACCAAUCUGUGUGAUCUGUGCACUAAAGAAUAAUGGAUAUGCUGUAUCUGCCAGAGUUUUCUGGGGAAAAGCAACACAGAUGGACGCCAGCAAACCUCAUGCAACAAAAGGCGCUAUUUCCAAGAUUUGGAGUAGCUCACAAAAGUCAAGAGAAGUUGAACCAUCAGGCUGCAGGAAGACAGGAAUUGGGUAGCUCUGGGUUUCUACAGAGCAGGAAGUAAGGGGAGAUCAGAAAACCUUGGUGUCAACUCUUAUCCCGCCUGGUGUCGCUCUCUCAUGCCUGAAGUUCUCAGCAGGGAGCACAGAAUUCGUUCAGCUUGGGUCAUGUGCUCAAAAAGGGUCAGACACCAUGACUGACCCUCCACCAAGACCGCUUGCAACAGGAAGGAGCUGGCUCCUGGAGGAAAACAACUCGCAAGGCUUCUGGCAGCCCAGACACGGGUCAUCCCUGAUGGGCUCUUUAUCCCAGCUGUGGCCUUGAUGAGUGCCGGACCCCUACGUGGGUCCCACAGUGCCUGCUCAAGGACCUCACAGCCCAGUGGAGGAGGCUAGUUAAGUAGAAAGUGCUCGAAACAAGGUAAAGAGUGCUGUGACAGAGGGGGCACAUGGGUAGGACCCCCUAACUCCAGGCGGAGCAUCAGAGAAGGCUUCCUGUAGGAAGCAGUGCUGUGCUGGGCAUACACAGAGCUGCAGGAGCUGGUUGAAUAGAGAAGCGGGGGAGGGUGUUCUGAGCAGAGGGUGAGCAAAACACGCAGUGAGAAAUAGACAAGCAGUUGAUGUGGGAAUGCAUUUCCUCCUGAGUAACAGAGGGGUCCUGGAAUGUUCCAUGUGGCCUCAGGGUCUCUGGGGCCCCACUCAGGGUUGGGUUGGAGAAGGCUGAAUGCUGCGUGGAAGGAGAUUUCCUAUGUUUCUGAUCUGGCUUGAGAGCUUUUUGAUGGCUGGGAGGGCCGGGUACUCUUUCUUAAGACAUUGAUAUAACAGCCCCAAAGAGCUGACUUGAUCAUCAGGGCCAGACCCCUCACCUCGGAGUAGAUGAGAAACUCCAGAUGAAGGGGAAUCUAUCUGAAUGACUCAUCUUUUCCUCCCCUGGGACUCCAGAAAGGAUCUGCACUAUUCCAUUUCAGUGGCAAGAUAUCUCCGUCCUCUUCUCUCUGCCAUUUCCAGAGAGCUCAUUUGAGACACACUAAUCAAAACCAACCGGGUCAUGUUACAGAGGGGAAAACUGAGGCCCAGAGAGAGGAAAUCCUGGCCACAGUCUGUUCCUUGAGUCUCCUUGUUGAGCUUACAGAGGGUCAACGCUGUGGGGUCAAUGCUUGUGUUACAAAAAAGUCACAUCCUACCUUCAUUUGAAAACCAUGUUGUUAUCCAUUCACAACCACCAGGCUGGCUAAUUUUAAAAAUGGAAAAUAAAUGUUGGUGAGAAUGUGGAGAGAUCAGAACCCUUGGGUGUUGUUGGUGGGAAUGUAAAAUGGUGCAUCUGCUGUAAAAAACAGUUUGGUGAUUUCUUAAAAACUUACACAUAAAGCUACCAUAUGACCCAGCAAUUCCACUCCUAGGUAUAUGCCCAAGAGAAAGGAAAAGCGAUGUCAACACGAAAACUUGCACGUGAAUGUCCAUAGCAAUGCUACUCUCUACUGCCAAGAGGUAGAAACAGAUGUCCAUCACUGAUGAAUGGAUAAAUAAAAUGUAGUCUAUUAAGGCAAUGGAAUAUUAUUCAGACAUAAAAAAAUGAGGAUCUACAGUGUGGGUGAACCUUGAAGAUAUUGUGCUAAGGGAAAGAAGGCAGACACAAAUGGGUAAACAUUGCAUGAUUCCAUUCAUAUGAAAUUUCCAGAAUUUGUCCAAGAAAAUCCAUAGUGGAAGACAGCUGAUGAGUGGUUUACAGGGACUUGGGAGAGGGAAGAAGGAAAGUGACUGGCGAAUAGGUAUGGGGUUUCCCUUUGGGGUGAUGGAAAUGUGUUGGAACUAAAUAGUGGUGAUGGCUGCAUAGCAUGUGAGUUUAAUGUACUAAAUGCCAUUGAAUUGUACACUUUAGAAUGGUUACUUUUAUGCUAGGUGAGUUUUACCUCAAUAAAAAUUAAAACCAGGCUGGUUGCUUACACCCGUAAUCCCAGCACCUUGGUUGGCUGAGGCAGGAGGAUCACUUGAGCCCAGGAGUUCAAGACCAGCCUGGGCAACAUAGGGAGACCUUGUCUCUAAAAAAAAAAAAAAAAAAAAAUUUGCCAGGCAUGGCAGGCGUACCUGUGGUCCCAGCUACUUGGGAGGCUGAGGUGGGAGGACCAGCUGGGCCCAGGGGGUUCAAGGCUGCAGUGAUUCUUGAUCGCACCUCUGCACUCCAGCCUGGGCAUCACAGCGAAACCCCAGCAACCCCAGUCUCUAAAUAGAUAAAUAAAACCAUGUUGUUUAUGUCUGAGGAACUUUUGAAUGCCAUUCUUACACUGUGUCGAUAGAGGAUGAUGUGAAGUCGCAGCGGAACACUUACCAGUGUAUGCCCGGUUCUGAGCCCUUACAGCUCCUCUAGUUCUCACGGCAGCCCUGUCACAAAGCUAUCCUCAUUAUUACCAUUUUACAGAGGGGGAAACUGAGGCCCUGAAUGAUAAAGCAGAUAGCCCCAUGUCAUCAAGGAAGGGUGGAGCUGGGAUUUGAAUCCAAGCAGUUUGGCUCCAGAGCCCAUGCGCUAAAGCGUCACAGUGAGACCCUGACUUCGAGUAAGAACCCACACCACUCUGAGCCCUGACACUGCAGUGUGGAUCAGAGGACUAGGGUGGCGGUGAGAAUGGAUACCUGGGCCUUAAAGCUGCUCCGCCAGGCCCAGAGCCACCCUUCCUCAAAAGUGCCUUGCUUGGGCUUGGUGGGCCUUGAAACAACAGUUUGAGGCUUCCUAUCCAUCCCCAGGGGUUCCCUGGGUAAUCAUGAUUAAUGCCAGAACUAGGAGCCGGGUGCACUCAGGGCCCUGCUCAGUGAUUGGCCCUGUGAUCACCCACCCCGGCCCCUUGUUACCGGCCCCUGCUCCAUAGUGGGCAGCCCGUGGAUUCCCUAAUGAAUUCUGUCAGCCCAGCGUGCAGGAGAUGGACAGAUAGAGAGGCCAAAUCCCAAAGUGGAUUUAUAAGUGGAAAUCCAGGGAUAAAUGCGGGGUUGGCGUAGGUGAGGGGAGUUGACCACAUCCACUGCUAAAUCUCAGAUUCCAAGAGGAGCUUAAUUCGUAAGGCUAUGUGCUAGAAAAGUCUGCAUUAGCCACUUUGGCGUGAGUAUAUCUCUAAAACCACUAAUGAAAUUGUGCUUUGGUCAAUCAACAUUUCUGGGGCCAGUGGCAUGGGUAAUCACUGGGCUUGCGUUGUGCUUUUAGACAGGGAAGCCAAUGUGGUCCCUGGUACACGCAGUUUUCUUCAACACCGAACGUUUGUUUUUCCAUCUUGUGGGUAGUGAGCCUUUCUUGAGCCAAAAUAUAUGUAGCUCACCCAUACAACUUUAUUUUGUAGAAAAGGGAGGAUAAAAGCUCCAUUGACCAAGCAUCCGUCUCCUGCCACAUUCUGCCUGAGGCAGGCCCAUGUGGAUUAUUGCUUGAAUCUGGGAAGUGGUUAUUCUUGCAGGUGGGAAACUGAGGCUUUGGGAGAUGGGGUACCAUGUGCAGGGUCACAGAGCAAGUUGGGGCAAAACAAAAAACCCGAUUCAGUGCUGUGAGCCUGAAAAGUGAGUUCUCUCUGCUUCACCAAUGGUUCCCAGCAAGUGCCGUGGACCCUCAGGGAGCUGGAGAGCUGAGACUGUCUCAGAAAGCCGGCUUUGGAGUGGAUGGGGUGUAGGGAGUGAGUGGCAGGAGCUAAGUACAGGGCAGGAUGGGGCCCAAAUGCCUUGCUCAGUGUCUGCAGUGUCCAUCAACCUGUUUCCCUCUCCUGGCCACCUGGGAGAGGACUCUGGAGUUUCUUGGAUUCUGGAGGUCAAACCAUCAGGCAUGCACUUCCAAUAAGGCCUUACACCUGCACAUCAGUUGAAACUCCAAAAGCUGCACAGAUCUUUGGAGGACACAUCCUGGCAUGGCCACUCACAAGCUGUGUGACUUUGGGGCAAGUUGCUCAGCUUUCUUCUCCUACAAACUUAAACCCUGAUCUCAGUCUAUUGUCAGCCUAGGAAUAGCUGCAAUAACAAAAUAAGGAAAAGAAAAGAAAUUACUAUUGGGAUGGAUGGAAAAGAAUACAUCUCAGCCAUGUACCAGCUGUGUGCCCUUAGUCAAGUUACUCAGCCUCUCUGCGCUCAGUUUCCUUACCUGUAAAAUGGGCAUAUUUUACCUACUUUGAAGGUAUUGCCUGUCAUUAAAUGAGAUGAUACAUUUAAUGGCAUUAAAUGAGUGCUCAUUAAAGCACUUAGCAAAGCUCCUUGCAUAUGAUGUUCAAAAAACUGGCUGUUUUAUUGACACCAUCAUCAUCAUCAGUAUCAUCACUGUAAUUACCAUCAUUGUCACUGCCAUGAUUUCCACUACCAUCACAGUUAGCAUCAGCAUUAUCAUUUUCAUUACCAUCCUUAUCAUUGUCAUCAUCAUCACCACCAUCACCAUCACAGCCACGAUCUUCACCAACAUUCCCAUCAUAACCAUCACCAUCACAGCCACGAUCAUCACCAACAUUACCAUCAUCACCAUUACCACCACCAUCAUCAUCAUAAUCAUUAGCAUCACCGUCGUCACCACCACUAUCAUUACCAACAUCACUACUGUAACUAUCACCAUCACCAUCAUCACCAUUACCAUCAUCAUCAUCAUAAUCAUUAGCAUCACCAUCAUCAUCACCACCACCAUUACCAACAUCACUAAUGUAGCUAUCACCAUCACCAUCAUCACCGUUACCACCGCCAUGAUCGUCACAAUCAUUACCAUUACUAUCAUCAUUAUCAUCAUCAUCAUUAUCACGAUAGUUACCAUCAUCAUUGCCAUGGUUUCCAUUAUCAUCACAAUUAGCAUUAGCAUUAUCAUUUUCAUUACCAUCCUUAUCAUUGUCAUUAUCAUCACCAUCAUCACCAUUGCCAACACCAUCAUCAUAAUCAUUAUCAUCACCAUCAUCAUCACCACCACCAUCAUCACCAACAUCAACAUCAUAACUGUAACCAUAACCGUCAUCGUCACAAUCAUCACCAUUACCACCACCAUUGUCAUCACCAUCAUUUCUAUUAUUGACAUCAUCGAUUGCCAUGAUCAUCAUGACAAUCAGCAUCAUCUUCAUCAUUAUCGAUUGUCAUGAUCAUGAUCAUCAUGACAUCAGCAUCAUCUUCAUCAUUAUCAUCCUUUUCGUCAUCACCACCACCAUCGUCACGACCACCGUUAUUACCAUCAGAUGGGCUGUUGGUGUUUCCAUGGGACAGAUCUGUCAUAGUAAGUCUGAGUGAUGGUUUAGGACUUGAAGCUGAUUUUUUCUGGCUUGUGGUAGUUAAAAAUACUAUCCUGACAUUCUCUCCACUGUUUAUUGUUUUAGAAAAUCUAUUAGAAAAUUGCUUUCUUCCCAGUAUGGUUCUCAAUUAGCCAGCAUCAGGAUUUUCCACUGGCAUCUCGGAAUGUUCUCAUCAGAAACCUCCCGAAAGGCAUGAUCGUUGAAGCUGGGAGAUUUGCCCAAAGGCUGUCUGGGCACAGAGUUUCUAAUGCCAAUAUUAUUUGCUCAUGCCCAGCUCUUUCCAGCAAACAGAGGCCUUUCAAACUAUUAAUAUAUAAACCAACAGCACAAGCACUUUGAAAGGAGAAGAGUGUGGGGGCAGGGUGCAUUCAUCUAUCCGAGCUGCCAUGACAAAAUACCAAGGACUAGGUGGCUUAAACAACAGAAAUCUAUUAUCUCACCGUUCUGGAGGUUGGAAAGUUUGAGAUCAGGUGGCAGCAAAUUUGGUUUCUGGUGAGGGCUCUCUUCCUGGCUUAUAGAUGGCUGUCAUCUCACUGUGUCCUUUCCUCUGUGCUUUCGUAGUGUUGUGGGGGGUGGGACAGUGGGCAGGGCGGGGGGAGAGAAAGGGAGAGAGAGAGAAACCUGGUGUCUCUCUUCUCAUAAGGACACCAGUUCUAUCGGAUUAAGGUCCCACCCUUGUGACCUCACCUAUCAUUUAUUAUCUCCAUAAAGGCCCCAUCUCCAAGUAUAGUCUCAUUAGGGUUGAGGAUUCAAUAUGUGAAUUGGCCGGGGGACACAAAAAAGUCCAUAAGAGGAGGAAAGGGCAUAUUAAUGAAGCAUGUGCCAUGUGCCAGGCAUUGAACCAGGCACUUUCGUAGAUACCAUUUCAUUUGAGUCUCAAGAGGACUCCGUGAGGCAGGCAGCAUAAUCUCCAUUUUAUGAAUGAGGAAGCUGAGACCUAGUGAGUGUAAGCAAAUUGUUCAAUACCACACAGCUAGUAGGACCUGGGUUUUUAGUUCAGGUCUAUCUGACUUCAAAUACCACACCCUUUUUUAAUAUCAAUUAUUCUCAGCAAAUGGCCCAUGGACCCCUGGACAUUCUCUGAGGUCUAUGAGGUAAAAUCUUGUGUUGAUAGUAAUAUUAAUAUUGUAUCGUAAUGUUAGUAUUAAUACUAAUACUACUAACACUAAGUUAUAUUUUACUCUGUUGACUAAUCACUGAUGAUACAAAUCCAACAGUGGGGAAAACCGCUAAGGCUUAACUCGAAUCAAAAUGCUGGCCCCAAACUAUGCUAUGCCAUGCCAUGCCAUGCCAUGCCAUGCCACGCCACGCCAUGCCAUGCCAUGCCAUGCCAUGCUAUGCUAUGCUAUGCUAUGCUAUGCUAUGCUAUGCUAUGCUAUGCUAUGCUAUGCUAUACUAUGCUAAUAGUUACGGUAUUGUUCACCAUCAUGCAGUCAGUAAAACAUAAACACAUAAUCUUCAAUGAAGCAAUAAAAUUCGUUAAGGAUUGUCAAAUCUCAA
Homo sapiens (human) is the source of this 13343-nucleotide messenger RNA. RefSeq lists its product as uncharacterized. NCBI's taxonomy places the organism in Eukaryota, Metazoa, Chordata, Mammalia, Primates, Hominidae. The record is from RefSeq and is a predicted model, not a curated record. The transcript is spliced from 6 exons. The coding region runs from base 10785 to 11696 and encodes 303 amino acids.